Molecule: messenger RNA, 3443 nt
Organism: Python bivittatus (Burmese python)
Lineage: Eukaryota; Metazoa; Chordata; Lepidosauria; Squamata; Pythonidae
Product: galanin receptor 2a-like
Biological process (GO): G protein-coupled receptor signaling pathway
Cellular component (GO): plasma membrane
Molecular function (GO): G protein-coupled receptor activity
Source: RefSeq, a predicted model, not a curated record
UGUGCAGGUACUGAAAAGUGAAUGCAAGUCAUAAAGAAAUUGCUCCUGACCAAUGCAGCAGAACCUGCCUACCUCUUGGCUUUCUUCUAGUGGUACCUAGCCCACACACCAGCAGUGAGGUAGGAGUCUUUGACCAGUGUGUUGUUAAAUUAUGAGAACAAACAGAAUUAUUCUUUUUCAAGUUAAUACCAAUGAGACUGAUGAACACAGUUCUCUAGCAUGACAUACUUUUUGGUAAAAAAUGUGAUGUAUUAAAACCAAAGGGUGGUAGAAGUUGUAGAAACAAGUUUAGAAUAGAUGCCAAGUGGCCCAUAUUGGACUACCUCAUAUAUGAUGUGUCUCUUACAAACAAUGCAUUUCUUGAUAGAAAAAGUAUAUGAUGGUCUAUUGUGUGCUAUAAUUAAAUACCAACAUUAAGUAUAUUCCGCAUACAUUUGCAGGACUCAAGGGUCUGAAUAUAGUACAAUGGAAUUUAGUUCUUGUUCGAUGAUGCAAGGUAUAAAAGUGAUACAAGAUACUAUUUAAGAAUGAUACAAGAGUAAAAAUUUAAGUCCUAUUAAUUCUAUGUUUGACUAAUUUUGGUGCUUAUAUUUGACUAAGAUCUAAUUCUUUAGGGAUACAAUUACACAUAAUUUUAGGCUCCUAUGGAUGUUGGAAGGUUGAUUUGAUCAAGUUAAUGAACUGAGCACCCAAUUUCUAGGCUCCAGAGCACAUUCCCAACUCUGUUUUCUUGCAUGAGCAUCAGACGCUAUUUUUAUUGGAGCCAAACAGCUGGGUGAAGUAAUGAGACCCACCCUAAUAGUUUGAUUGGAGGCACUGAAGUGAAAGUCACUUUUCCAUGUUGCAUUACCACUUUGUUCCAGAAAUUGGAGUUGGAAUGGCUCUGUGUAAAGCCACACCACUUCAAACCACCCCAGCUGUAGUUACAGAAGGAAGGAAAACCAAGGAAUGGUUGGACACACUGGGUAUGGUCAGCAUGGAGAAGAAAAGGAGACAGGAGACAUGAUGCCUGUCUUGGAGUAUCUGAAGCAUUCUCAUGUAGAAGACAGGACAGAAUUGUUCAAUAUUGUUUCAGAAGGCAGAACAAGAAACUGGGAUUAAAUAACACGGAAGUAUAUUUUGGUUGGACAUCGGGAAAAAAUUUCUAAUGGGGAAGAAGGAAAGCUAAAUUAUUGGUAAGCUGCACGGCAGAUAAGAACUCCUGCAACUAUGGCCUCCAAUACCAGUUCAAGAAACAACACCAGCUCUAGCCUGAGUGAACUUUUCCUGUCCUACAGCAAGACAGUGUUUAUUGUUUUUUAUAUUGUCUUCUUCCUCUUGGGAAUUCCGGGGAACAUCUUGUUGCUCUCUGUACUCAUGAGAGGUCUCCAAAGAAAAAGUGGCAACCACAUCUCACGCUUGACUGAACUCCUAUACAUCAACAUAGUAGCUCUUGAUCUCCUCUUCUUCCUCUACAGCCUUCUGGUGAUGUCUGGCAGAUCCAUUCUCAAGAACUGGCGCUUGAGUCACCUGCUGUGUGUUGCUAAUCAUAGCUUGUCCUUAUGGAUCUCCUUUGCUGACUUCUAUAGCAUGUUGGCUAUUUCUCUGCUCCGCUAUGCUGCUAUAAUCCAUCCAAUGCAAGUGAUAUCCAUUUCCCCGAAACAAAUAGUUAGGGCUUCUGUGUUAAUUUGUAUAGUUUGCCUCUUGUUCACCACUCCUCUUUGGAUUCAUUAUGAAAUUAUUCCCCUGGAAGGGGAAAUAUUUUGUGUGAAUCAAGUGGAAAACAAAGAAAUGAUCCUUUAUUUAAGGCUCCUGGGAGGGAUGGGGUUCCUGCCUCCCAUGUUGUUGAUGAUGAUCUGCUACUCAAGGAUCAUCUUCACCCUAAGGUUGAGGAGAGUAAUAUCUAUACACGCAGCUGCUACCUUGCACAUUAAUUGGCGAGCUACAGUAAUGAUUUUGGUCAACUUGGUGGUACUUGUGAUCAUGUGGCUUCCAUACUGGCUAGUGAUUUUCUUCAUCAGGUAUGAAGAGUUGUUAACCACAGCUCAUAAGUACAUAGCAUAUCAUUUAACAUUCUUCCUGGCCUUUGCAAAUCGCUGUGUUAAUCCAUUUAUCUGUUUCUGUUUCUCCUCCCAAUUCCAAGCUAGGUUGAAGAAUCUCUUUCAGAGGGUAAGGAAGAGACAGAAUCAACUAAGCACCAUCCACCUGGGCAGGAUAGAUGUUCUGCGUAGCACACCAUAAGGCUUAUGUUAUAUAAGCCUCACCAAAGAUGUGGGGCUACAAUAUUAUUGCCAAGCUGAAAGGUCCCUAUGAAACAUUCACAAGAGCUGACACAAUCUGCACCAGUUUAAAAUAUUUACUUGGUUUCUUCAUCUGGGAAAAGAUGGUAGUUCCAGAAUACCCUUAGUUUGUUGGAGUUCUAGUUGCUUUAUUCCCUAAAAGAGCUGAAGGAACAACUGCUUUUUAAUUUCAUUAUUGAUUCUAAAUAUGGUUUCUUAUUGAGCCAUGUUAUUCUACCAGUAACAUAUUUUACUGCAACUGGAGGGAGUUGCUCAGUUUGAAUGUCUCUAGAUAGCUUUCUUCCUGCCUGGACUUCAAAGUGCUGCUUUUGCUUUGGUUAUUUCUGAGUUGUUUGUGUACCUUUAAUUGGACACUGAUUCAUUCCCAAGGAAUAUUACAUGUUUGUUCACUUCAAAUGGUUCUAGUUGCAACAACAGAAAGGGGUCUCUAGAGGCAAUAUUAAUUGCAUUGAAGCUUCUGCACUGAGGAUUGAGUCCCUGGAAUAACCUUUAAUAUUUGAGUUGAGAAAUCUAGUGCCUUGCCAAAUAGGCUAAUGAAGUCUCAGGAAGAAAAGUUCUCUGGAGUGAAAGGUAUUUGUCAUCUUUCCCAUAAGAGCCAUAAUUUGAGCCACUAUUGCAAAGGUGGGGAACCAGCAUCUCCUGUAGCAAACCUACAAUGAAACCUACAGUCCUUCAGGUUACCCCUAAGACCAUUCCCCCUCACAUCCACAUCUCCAUCUCACAUUAGUCCAAUUGCAGAGCUGAUGAUGAAAGAGAUUGCCUAGGUUUAGAUCUCUUUUGUUGCUAUUGCCGCACACGUAUCUGUCCACAUCUCUAAAUCUGCCCACUUUGGGCUCUGGCUAUAACCAGUCAUGGAAUGAAAGUCUAAGGAAAAAGAGAAUCUUCACUCCUGAGAAAUAUAGCUACCACCCCCACCUAAAGCUUCCUAAUGUGAGCUAAGAUGCUUUAAAAAUGUUUGUACCUUUGUAUGAUUAUAGUGACUAUUUCCAUCCAUCUUCAUGACAAAGAAGCAGUAGCUCCAUGCCUAGUUCAAGGGGAAUGAAAAAUACCAAUAGCUUGGGCAGUGAACAAGACAGAAAGGGCUCCAGUCUGGAGAAGGCUGGAAUAACCCAUCUAGGAUUUUUUUUUAAUAGUAAUUUUAGUGAAAAUUACAAUACAACAGUA